Molecule: messenger RNA, 4298 nt
Organism: Grammomys surdaster
Lineage: Eukaryota; Metazoa; Chordata; Mammalia; Rodentia; Muridae
Gene: Tial1
Product: TIA1 cytotoxic granule associated RNA binding protein like 1
Exons: 12
Coding region: 424-1602 (392 amino acids)
Cellular component (GO): cytosol
Molecular function (GO): DNA binding; mRNA binding
Source: RefSeq, a predicted model, not a curated record
GGUUUCUCUUGGAGCUGGUUAGGCUUUGACCGGCCAGCAGACCCACAGCGACGACGUGUUCCGUCGUGUCCAGUCACAGAGUGUACUCUUUGGCCGGGCUUUCUGUCUUUUCAGCCACUUUUGCUGGACAGGCCGUCGCAGCUGGCCUGAGCAGUGACCUGGCGGGCCGCGCCUGCGCCCUGCCGCGUUUCCUGCCUGGCUGGUGGUGGCGGCCAUUUUGUUCAUCCUCCUCCUCCUCCUGCUCCUCCUGGUUGGAGCGCAGUGUCCGGAGCGGGCUGGGGGGAGCGAACCCGAGAGAGGGGUUCAGUACCUUUUCAUCUGUCCCCAGCCGGCGCCCGGAGCCCCCCUCCCCUUCCUUCCCGCCCCCUCCCCUCCCCAGCCCUGCCCUCCCCCUUGUCCCGGGAUCACUCCGUCGCACCCACCAUGAUGGAAGACGACGGACAGCCCCGGACUCUAUACGUAGGUAACCUCUCCAGAGAUGUGACAGAAGUCCUUAUUCUUCAGUUAUUCAGUCAGAUCGGACCCUGUAAAAGCUGUAAAAUGAUAACAGAGCAACCCGAUAGCAGAAGGGUCAACUCUUCUGUUGGAUUUUCUGUUUUGCAGCAUACAAGCAAUGACCCAUAUUGCUUUGUGGAAUUUUAUGAACACAGAGAUGCAGCUGCUGCAUUAGCUGCUAUGAAUGGGAGAAAAAUUUUGGGAAAGGAGGUCAAAGUAAACUGGGCAACAACACCAAGUAGCCAGAAAAAAGAUACUUCCAAUCACUUCCAUGUGUUUGUGGGGGAUUUGAGUCCAGAAAUUACAACAGAAGAUAUCAAAUCAGCAUUUGCCCCUUUUGGUAAAAUAUCGGAUGCCCGGGUAGUUAAAGAUAUGGCAACUGGAAAGUCCAAAGGCUAUGGCUUUGUAUCUUUUUAUAACAAACUGGAUGCAGAGAAUGCAAUUGUGCAUAUGGGGGGUCAGUGGUUGGGAGGUCGACAAAUCAGAACCAAUUGGGCCACACGUAAACCACCUGCCCCUAAAAGUACACAAGAAACUAACACUAAGCAGUUAAGAUUUGAAGAUGUAGUAAACCAGUCAAGUCCAAAAAACUGUACUGUAUACUGUGGAGGAAUUGCUUCGGGGCUGACAGAUCAACUUAUGAGACAAACAUUUUCACCGUUUGGACAAAUUAUGGAGAUAAGAGUCUUUCCAGAGAAGGGCUAUUCGUUUGUCAGAUUUUCAACUCAUGAAAGUGCAGCCCAUGCCAUUGUUUCUGUGAACGGUACUACAAUCGAAGGACAUGUGGUUAAAUGCUAUUGGGGUAAAGAAUCUCCUGAUAUGACUAAAAACUUCCAACAGGUUGACUACAGUCAGUGGGGCCAGUGGAGCCAAGUGUAUGGCAAUCCCCAGCAGUACGGACAGUAUAUGGCAAACGGGUGGCAAGUGCCGCCCUACGGAGUGUAUGGGCAGCCGUGGAACCAGCAAGGCUUUGGAGUAGAUCAAUCACCUUCUGCUGCUUGGAUGGGUGGAUUUGGUGCUCAGCCUCCUCAAGGACAAGCUCCUCCCCCUGUAAUACCUCCUCCAAACCAAGCUGGGUAUGGAAUGGCAAGUUUCCCAACACAGUGAGCUGGGACUCUAAACACAAUUAUAAAUCACCACAGGCUCCAAUCUCCUGUGACACUGAAGACAUGAAAAGGAAACAUCGGAAAAUGGAAAUAUUUAUUUUAAAAAUUGAAAUGUUUGGACCCUUUAGCACAGCUUUGCUUGGUGAAGGACACAUGUCUUCUAGUUCUGCCUUUUUAAGUUUUUGUUCAUGAUGGAUAUGAACAUGAUUUUUCUUUGUGUACAAAAAACUAAAAUAAAGUCAAUAAAGACAAUUCUGACUAUAAAUUUUGAUAUAAUAGGAGAAAUGGGUAAUACACUUUGAUCCUUAGACACUAUUCCGUUUUUAUCUUGCUGUUCAGUAUUUUAACUCACUGUGUUUUUAAAAGAGCAAAAAAGGGAGUAUCGUGAAAAACUGAGAAUCACAUCAGUUCGUCCUGAAUUAUGAUACUCCCCUCCCAUCCCUGAGGUGGACCACAUAGAAGUCAGCAGGAAAAAGUGAUUUCAGAAGAAGUACAUGAUGUGGGAAUCGCUGUGGAAGAAACACGUUAUUCUCUUAUGUUAAAGAAAAUGAAGCCAGACUGAAAGCUUACAGCCUGAAUAAGGACCAGCAUCAUCGGAGUUUCUUGAAUGAUUGUUGGUGGUCCAUAUUAAGACAUAUUUUUAAAACUUUAAAAGUGUUGGUUAUCAAAAAUGUAUAUUACAUUUCAUUUUGAGGGAAAAUUCCAAGUAUGAUGUUUAUAUUAAAGUCAGAUGGUCAUACAUGUCUUUUACAUGGAGUUUAAAUGACAAACGUUGUAAAUAUUGAGAACUACAGUGUUUCCAAAGCAUGCUUCAACAUAGAAGUAGCAGCAAUGUCAUUACUCGAGGGGACAACAUGCUCGCUGCGAGUGCAGUGCUCAGUAGCAGUGUUAAUACUGACGUCUUCACGUCUUCACAGUUGGCCAUGUAAAAUGAGAACGACACAAAUGACUACACAGAAGAAGCCUUAAUUUCAUACAAACCUUUGAUGCAUUAGUAUAUUCUAAAUUGUAAGUGGAAGUUAGAUUUGGGCUUUUUUUUCCUUCCCUCUUUGUUUCCUUUUGUUUUGCUUUUGUUUUGGUACAUAAAUACCUUGAUCAAAACCCAGUGAAAUGAUUUCAGAGUUCCUAUAAGUUGUAUAGCACAAAUUUUUUUUUAAAAAAUCUUGGGAUGUUUUUAAAAAUUAGUAUAUUUUCCCCAAGAAUUUUUUAAACAAGAUUGCUAAAAUAUCUUAGACAACUUAAUGUACCAGUUUAUAAUCUGAUAACCAAUCUGAGUCUUACACAAAGUUGUGACUUUUAUUUCUAAUUUGUUUUUUUUCCCCCUUGGGAGUGUGUGGGUGACAGAUCUGAAUAGGCCUGAGUUGUAUGUGUGCAGUUUAAUUGAAUCUUUGGGAAGAUGUGGGAGUUCCGGACAUGCUCUCGCAGUAUCUUUCAGUCUAUGUGGAUACAGUCUGCCUCAUAGUUCUAUAAAAUGAGAAUGUGAAAUAGAUAAAAUCCUAUGUGUUUCAAUUGUGACAGCUGGGGGUGCAAAUAUUUUAAUAGUGUGUUAAACCUGUUGGCCUGUGUAUGCACAAGAGCAAAAAACCCUAACCUAACCUUUUUGAGGUAAGAUGGGUAAGACGCACCUGGCAUCCACACUAAGCUGUUGAAGUCUAAAGAUUAAGGUAAUGUGGUUUGUUUAUAUAUAUACAUACAUAUAUGUAUGUAUAUAUAUAUUGGUGACCACAAAGAUUCUGGAGUUUAUUCCCUCCUUCACUUAGAAAUACAGCCAAAUGUAUUCAGCAUAAAAAUGUACAGGGUCUGAAGUUCUUUUUUGAGCCAAAAUCUUUAUGUACCUUAGGUUUUUUUGUUUUUUGUUUUUAAACCACAACUAACCCUGUGUUACACCCGUCAAUGGCUAAAUAUACCCAUGGGGGUUUUUUGGUCAUACCUUUGGGGAAUGUUUUUGGAAAAGUUAUUUUAUAUUUUAUAAGAAGAAAACAGGAAGCUAUAUUCUGCCCUUGAAUUAAGAUUUCCAUUAAACUUUGUGAAACUCGAACAACCUAAAGACUUUUUAAGUUGAUAAAUUGAUAAAAGCUUAUUAAAUUAAAAUUUCAGUUUCCCUUUUUUUCCUCUGCUAGUAACUUAAGUGGCUUAUUGAGAUAACUAAUGGCUAACUCUAGCUGUAGUCUUUUCUGUUUUAUAUGAGUUAAUAAAAUUAUCCAGACUAGUUACAUUGCCAUAGUAAGUAUGUGACUGACAUAUCUUUUGUCUUAAUUUGGAUGAGAAAAAAUGUUUUUUGGUCAGUCACAGUCAUUUCACAGCAACUAGUUUUAAGAUAGAGAGGACGUGUGCAAAUGAAAUGCACCAUUUUAAGAAAUGGGACAAUCAGCUCGCACAGGUCCAACUGUCUUACAAUGCAGAUUUGAGUUCAUGCCCUCUGUCCACUUUAAGCCUAAGAACUGUUGCCUUUUCUUUCCUGUGUUCAUCAAGAACAGCAGAGGGACUCUUUGGCAUGCAAGGAGAUGUCUCUCAUAGUUUCUUGAGCUUUAUCUUGGUGUGUUUGCCUGCCAUCGUCUGUGCUUGAAUCCUUUCUACUAGCAUUUUCCUCGGUGCCAGUCCGUCUGAUCUUUGUUUGCUGCCAGUGAGAGGCCAACUAAAGCCAAAGCUGUAAACCACAGUUGAAGUAAGUCUUUCAAUAAAGACUAGUCUAUGUAA